AUGGAGGAGAAAAGUGGCAAACAUGGAGACAAAAUGCAUGCCAGAAGAGUAUUUAAGCAUUCACACAUCCCACUUAGUGGAGAGUGUCAACCACAAUGGCUCAAGAAGGAGCAAAACAUGGCCACCUACCUCAAAUGUCUAGAGGUAGAUUACAGGAAACUGUUGAUGGAAAACUGUGAAAUCCGCAAAUUUAUGGAGGCCAACGAGAAGAUUUUUUUAAAAACAAAGGCCGAGCUGUACAAAACCAAUCUGGAGCUUGAGAAGGUAAAACUUUUCAAAGAAAAUCUAACGGCAGAAAUGUCGGAAAAGGAGUCUUCCUGGAAUCGAGACAAAUACAAGUUGCUUAAGGAGAGAGAAGCUAUGCUGAAUGAAAUGAGCCAAAUGGUGGAGGACAUCAAGCACUUGGCCCUCAAGUACAUGGAACUUGUGGUCAGAACAUUAGAGGAUGAAAAUAGGCUAAAGCAGAAGGAGGAAGGCAAAGGUAAGGAGAAGAAAGGCAAGAAGGAUUGCUCCUUAUUUGGAAGGAUGAUUAACCGUUUUAUCCCUAAAACAUCACUUUAA
This is a messenger RNA of Syngnathoides biaculeatus (alligator pipefish), 561 nucleotides long. Its product is annotated as chromosome partition protein Smc-like. The coding region runs from base 1 to 561 and encodes 186 amino acids. The record is from RefSeq and is a predicted model, not a curated record. NCBI's taxonomy places the organism in Eukaryota, Metazoa, Chordata, Actinopteri, Syngnathiformes, Syngnathidae. The transcript has 2 exons.